Dendrobium catenatum is the source of this 566-nucleotide messenger RNA. RefSeq names its product 60S ribosomal protein L37-1. The record is from RefSeq and is a predicted model, not a curated record. The transcript is spliced from 4 exons. Gene Ontology annotation, biological process: translation. Gene Ontology annotation, molecular function: structural constituent of ribosome; RNA binding. The coding region runs from base 93 to 389 and encodes 98 amino acids. Gene Ontology annotation, cellular component: ribosome; cytosolic large ribosomal subunit. NCBI's taxonomy places the organism in Eukaryota, Viridiplantae, Streptophyta, Magnoliopsida, Asparagales, Orchidaceae.
ACGGCAUGGAACUAUAAGAAGGCCUACAAUAAGAACUUCGAUCUUUUUAGGGUUUCAUACGCUGCCUCUUCCACGCAGUCCGCCAAGCGAAAAUGGGUAAAGGCACGGGCUCUUUCGGUAAGCGGAGGAACAAGACUCACACGCUUUGCGUGAGGUGCGGCAGAAGGAGCUUUCACCUCCAGAAGAGCACAUGCUCCUCCUGCGGCUAUCCGGCCGCUCGCAUCCGCAAGUACAACUGGAGUAUCAAAGCAAUCAGGCGGAAGACUACUGGCACAGGCAGGAUGAGGUACCUUCGCCAUUUACCUCGAAGGUUCAAAAGCAACUUUAGAGAAGGAACCCAAGCUGCACCGAGGAAGAGGGCAGCCGCUGCUGCUCCCACUGCUUUUUAAACAGUUCCAGUUUCAAUGUUUGCUCUGCUUUCUAGCAGUCAUCUGCGUUUUGUUAGUUGUUUUUUGUGAACUAUCUUCAAUUUUAAAAUUACUUGAAAUAUUCCCUAUUUAGUGUAAACUUUUGCUAUGUUCGAUGAAGAUUGCAAUAUUUAAGACCUUACUAGCACUUAUUUCUAA